AUGUUAGCUCAUUCCUCGGUAGAUUACCUGUUCAACAAUAUGCCCGGCGCCACGACCGCGUUUCCGGAUGAGUUUCGUAUGAUAUCUGGAGACUUAACCCUUCGUACCUUAGAUGCCUCUUCGUUUGCCCAACAAGCGGUGACAUUCCUCUGCCUCGAUUUCAAUGGGAAAUCGGUGAGGUACAAUGAGUUACCAGUCGGAAAGCACUGCCCUUCUGGGAUUCGUUCGCAAAUAAAUUUCCCUAGUUGUUGGAAUGGCAAGGAUGUUGACUCACUGGACCACAAAUCCCAUGUCGCAUGGCUCAGUACAGGACCUGACAACGGUACCUGCACGGAUGUUAACUUUCCUGUCACACUUCCCAGAAUCUUUAUGGAGGUCUAUUGGGUCUCCCAGGACUUUGAAGCUCAACGAAAGCAUGCUAUGACCCCGAGUCAACCGUUUGUAUUCGCUCAUGGCGACCCUACAGGAUAUGGCUAUCACGCGGAUUUCUUCAAUGGGCAAGUCCUUUACAAUUGUGGUACCUUGUUGAUGACAACUUUGAUGAUCAGAUGGGACUCUGGCGUCCUCCAGCGCGCCCUUGACGGAUGUAACUGCAAUCCGUAUGGUGAUUCGACGUGUUGUGUGAACCAAGGAAUCUUUGGAUUGAAUACGUCGGCAACAUGCUAUAUCACGAACACUAUCGACGAGCAAACGCUAGGAACAUUAGAUGUACUCCCCGGGAAUAACCCAGUACAAGGUUCGAUUUCUGAAUGUCUUCGACUUAUAACCCCGUUCAUCUUAUUCAGCUCCGUGUUAUCAGAACUAUCUUAA
Messenger RNA from Mycena indigotica, 810 nucleotides. RefSeq names its product Wsc domain. Bases 1 to 810 code for a protein of 269 amino acids. The transcript has 10 exons. NCBI's taxonomy places the organism in Eukaryota, Fungi, Basidiomycota, Agaricomycetes, Agaricales, Mycenaceae. The record is from RefSeq and is a predicted model, not a curated record.